UCGACAAUAACAAACCCCGCGGCCCUGCCGAGCCCCCGGCGCUGCCCCGGGCUGCCCCUCGCCGCGGCCCCUCGGCCUGCCCGCGCGCGGCGCUGCCCCCGGCCGGCCCGGAGCCGUGCGCGCCUGUAGCCGCUCCCGGGCCGGCGGGCGGAGAUGGUGCCGGGCGCCGCGGGCCCUGCUGCCGCCCGGGGACGGGGCCGCGCCGCCCGCUCAUCAAAUUUAACCAGUAAUGCCAUUCAUUUGCCAAUAUCAAGCAAAGCAAACGUAAGCCAGUUUUAAUCUGCUAAGAAAAGUGGUAAUCCUUGCACAGUGCCUGAGUGUCUGUAUCCGAGUGUGAGGGCCCAGCUCCCAGAAGCCAGAGAAGUCAUCAUGAAGUUGUAUGUAUUUCUGGUUAACACUGGAACUACUCUGACAUUUGACACUGAACUUACAGUGCAAACCGUGGCCGACCUCAAGCAUGCCGUGCACAGCAAGUACAAGAUCGCCAUCCCGCACCAGGUGCUGGUGGUCAACGGCGGCGAGUGCAUGGCCGCCGAGCGGAGGGUCUGCACCUACAGCGCCGGCACGGACACAAACCCAAUUUUUCUUUUUAACAAAGAAAUGAUCUUAUGUGAACGUCCGCCUACGAUUCCUAAAACCACCUUUUCAACAGAAAAUGACAUGGAACUAAAAGUCGAAGAGUCUCUCAUGAUGCCGGCAGUGUUUCACACUGUUGCUUCCAGGACACAGCUUGCAGUGGAGAUGUACGAAGUGGCCAAGAAGCUCUGCUCCUUCUGCGAGGGCCUCGUGCACGACGAGCACCUGCAGCACCAGGGCUGGGCCGCCAUCAUGGCCAACCUGGAGGACUGUGCCAGCUCCUACCAGCGGCUGCUCGCCAAGUUCGAGAGCAUCUACACCAGCUACCUGCAGUCUGUGGAGGACAUCAAGUUGAAGCUCACUCACUUAGGAACUGCGGUGUCCGUGAUGGCCAAGAUCCCGCUGCUCGAGUGCCUGACCCGGCACAGCUACAGGGAGUGUCUGGGGAGGCUGGACUCCGCGUCUGAGCACGAGCGCUCCGAGCAGGCCGCGCUGAGAGCCUCCGCCGAGCUGCCGCUCUCCCCCGACACGCCUCGAGCAGCCGACAGGGCCCUGGCCGCCUCCUUCCCCAAGGCAGCGGAUCCCGCAGCCCCCGAGGCGGCCGAGGCCGGGGAGUCUGGCCAGAGUCCGGCCCCGCAGGAGGAGGGCACGGCCGAGACGCAGGACGGGGCUCUGCCGCUGUUCAACGUCUCCCUGCUGGACUGGAUCAACGUGCAGGAUAGGCCCAACGACGUGGAGUCUCUGGUCCGGAAGUGCUUCGAUUCUAUGAGCAGGCUUGAUCCAAGGAUCAUUCGGCCGUUCAUAGCAGAGUGCCGUCAGACUAUUGCCAAACUGGACAACCAGAAUAUGAAGGCGAUCAAAGGGCUCGAGGACCGCCUGUACGCCCUCGACCAGAUGAUCGCCAGCUGCAGCCGCCUGGUGAACGAACAGAAAGAACUUGCUCAGGGAUUUUUAGCUAAUCAGAUGAGAGCUGAAAACUUGAAAGAUGCAUCUGUAUUACCUGAUUUGUGCUUGAGUCAUGCAAAUCAGUUGAUGAUUAUGUUACAAAAUCAUAGAAAACUGUUGGAUAUUAAACAGAAGUGUACCACUGCCAAACAAGAACUAGCUAAUAACCUUCAUGUCAGACUGAAGUGGUGUUGCUUUGUAAUGCUUCAUGCUGACCAAGAUGGAGAGAAACUGCAGGCUUUGCUCCGUCUCGUCAUCGAGCUCUUGGAAAGGGUCAGAAUUGUCGAGGCCCUAAGUACAGUUCCGCAGAUGUACUGUUUAGCUGUCGUCGAGGUUGUCAGGAGGAAAAUGUUCAUAAAACACUACAGGGAGUGGGCUGGUGCUUUAGUCAAGGAUGGAAAGCGAUUAUAUGAAGCUGAAAAAUCAAAAAGGGAGUCCUUUGGGAAACUGUUCAGGAAAUCUUUCUUAAGAAAUCGUCUGUUUAGGGGAUUGGACUCCUGGCCUCCUUCCUUUUGUACUCAGAAGCCUCGAAAGUUUGACUGUGAACUUCCAGAUAUUUCAUUGAAAGAUUUACAGUUUCUGCAAUCAUUCUGUCCCUCAGAAGUUCAGCCAUUCCUCAGGGUCCCUUUACUUUGUGACUUUGAACCUCUACACCAGCACGUUCUCGCGCUACAUAAUCUGGUCAAAGCAGCACAGAGUUUGGAUGAAAUGUCCCAGACCAUUACAGAUCUGCUGAGUGAACAAAAGGCGUCUGGGAGUCAGACUUCCCCGCAGUCGGCUUCCUCCCCCCGCAGAGAAAGUGCGACAGGAAUCACAACUGCUACCUCACCGAGAACUCCUCCUCCACUCACUGUCCAGGACCCCCUGUGUCCCACGGUCUGUCCCUUGGAAGAAUUGUCUCCGGAUAGCAUUGACGCACAUACCUUUGAUUUUGAAACCAUCCCUCACCCAAACAUAGAGCAGACAAUUCACCAGGCGUCCCUAGACCUAGAUUCCUUAGCCGAGAGCCCCGAGUCGGACUUCAUGUCUGCGGUGAAUGAGUUUGUAAUAGAAGAGAACCUUUCAUCUCCGAAUCCCAUCAGCGAUCCACAGAGUCCGGAAAUGAUGGUGGAAUCCCUGUAUUCGUCAGUCAUCAAUGCAAUAGACAGUAGGCGCAUGCAGGAUACGAACGUGUGUGGGAAAGAGGAUUCGGGAGAUCACUCUCUCAACACUCGGUUAGAAAAAUGCCGAGCGGUGGCCCAAGACUCUCACUUCAGCAUACAGACCAUUAAGGAAGACCUUUGCCACUUCCGAACAUUGGUACAAAAAGAACAGUGUGACUUCUCAAAUUCUCUAAAAUGCACAGCUGUAGAAAUAAGGAACAUUAUUGAAAAAGUCAAAUGCUCUCUGGAAAUAACACUAAAUGAAAAGCAUCAAAAAGAACUACAGUCUCUAAAGAGCGAAUAUGAAGGUAAACUUGAGACACUAAUGAAGGAGAGUGAGGAGAAUGAAAACAAAAUCAAGAAAUUGAAAGGAGAGUUAGUAUGCCUUGAGGAGGUCUUACAGAAUAAGGAUAAUGAGUUUGCUCUGGUCAAGCAUGAAAAGGAAGCUGUCAUGUGCCUGCAGAGUGAGAAGGAGCAGAAGCUGCUGGAGAUGGAGAGCAUCAUGCACACGCAGAGUUGUGAGAUCAGUGAGCUCAGGCAGUCCCGAGAGGUGGCGUUGGAAGACCUGAAGAAGGCGCACGUCGAGAACGACGAGAAGAUUGAGCUGCUGAGGGCGGAGUUCCAGUGCCGGGAGCAGAGCCACCUGAAGGAGCUGGAGGACACCCUGCAGGUCAGACACACCCGGGAGUUCGAGAAGGUCCUCAGCGACCACCGAGUGUCCCUGGAGGAAUUGAAAAAGGAAAACCAGCAACGAAUCGAUCAGAUGCAAGCGUCUCACGCCAGCGUCCUCCAGGAGAAGGAGCAGCAGCUGCAGGAGCUGAAGCGCAAGGUGUCCGACCUGUCCGACACGCGCUGCAAGCUGGAGGUGGAGCUCGCGCUCAAGGAGGCCGAGACCGACGAGGUGAAGAUGCUGCUGGAGGAGAGCAAGGCCCAGCAGAAGGAGGCCUUGCGGGCGCUCCUCGAGCAGGAGACAGAGGCCCUGAGGACGGAAGUCGGCAAGCUGAACCAGAAGAUCCAGGACAACAAUGAGGGCUACCAGGUGGGCUUGGGCGAGUUGAGGACUUUGAUGACAAUUGAAAAAGAUCAGUGCAUCUCAGAGCUGAUCAGUAGGCACGAGGAAGAGUCGGAUAUGCUUAAGGCCGAGUUAAAUAAAGUAACAUCUUUGCAUCAUCAGGCAUUUGAAAUAGAAAAAAAGUUGAAAGAAGAAAUAGUUGAACUGCAGAGAAAAUUGGACUCAGAAUUGAAAGCUCUUGAAAAACAAAAAGAUGAAAAGAUUAGCCAACAAGAGGAGAAGUACGAAGCUAUCAUCCAAAAACUUGAGCAAGACAAAGAGGGGUUUGUCGUGAGCCAGGAACGGGACAGGGAACAGUUGGUUCAGAAGCUCACUUGUGAGAAAGAAGAAGCCAUUCAGGCUGCCCUCAAGGAGUUUAAAUUGGAGAGAGAAGCUGUUGAGAAAGAAUUGUUAGAAAAAGUUAAGCAUCUUGAGACUCAGAUAGCAAAAAGUCCUGCCGUGGAGUCUACUAGAGAAGAUUCUGUAAGCUUAGUUGCUGAACUACAAGAAAAGCUUCAGGAAGAAAAAGCUAAAUUUUUAGAACAACUUGAAGAGCAGGAGAAAAGAAAAAAUGAGGAAAUGCAAAAUGUCCGGACAUCUCUGAUUGCAGAACAGCAGACCAACUUCAACACGGUCCUGACGAGAGAGAAGAUGAAGAAGGAGAACAUCAUCAACGACCUCAGCGACAAGCUCAAGAGCACGAUGCAGCAGCAGGAGCGCGACAAAGAUCUGAUCGAGUCGCUGUCCGAGGACCGAGCUCGUUUGCUCGAGGAGAAGAAGAAGCUGGAGGAGGAAGUCAGCAAGCUGCGCGGGAGCAGCCUGGGCCCCCCCUACGGCGCCUCGGCCCCCGAGCUCUGUGGAGCCUGCGCCCCCCCACUGCCCUGCGAGGCCGAGCGCCCGGCAGACGCCGAGGACGGGAGAGUGGACUCUGCGAUGGACACCAGCAUGAUGUCUGUGCAAGAGAACAUCCAUAUGCUUUCUGAAGAAAAGCAGAGGAUAAUGCUGUUAGAACGAACGCUACAGUUAAAGGAAGAAGAAAACAAGCGGCUGAAUCAGCGACUGAUGUCGCAGAGUAUGUCCUCAGUGUCUGCGCGCCACUCGGAGAAGAUCGCGAUUCGAGACUUCCAGGUGGGGGAUCUGGUGCUCAUCAUCCUGGACGAGCGCCACGACAACUACGUGCUGUUCACCGUCAGCCCCACCCUCUACUUCCUCCACUCGGAGUCGCUGCCCGCCCUGGACCUCAAGCCAGGCGAGGGGGCUUCAGGUGCCACUAGAAGACCCUGGGUGCUUGGGAAGGUGAUGGAGAAGGAGUACUGCCAGGCCAAGAAGGCACAAAACAGAUUCAAAGUUCCUCUGGGGACGAAGUUUUACCGAGUGAAAGCCGUGUCGUGGAAUAAGAAGGUAUAGCUCACGGGCGGGAAGGAAGCCCCGUGCCCUGUGACACUGUCCGGUCUGUCCUGCCUCGCUCACUCAUCACUCCACACAGCAGCCACCUUUUGUACGAAAGCCAGCUGGACAGUAGCUCUCAUCGGCCCAACAUCGUGGACUUUCUAACUGGCUACGUCUUAGGAACAAUAAAUUCAUCAGAACUCAUGGCUGAAUUACAAUGGUUUUGUUUUUGUUUUUGUCUUUUACCCGGAUAACUCUAGAAACGCGGACCAAACUACUUCAUUUUCUCAAAGGGCAUACCUUGUGCAUUGUGGCUCAUAAUUAGCCAUAUUAAUUGCCUGUUACAUAAACUCAUUAGCUUGAACUUAGAGAUUAAUGUUAGUUAUUAUUACCAGCAUUUGUCCUUCCGUGAAAUCAAUAUCAGAAAACUUGCACUCUCUAACACAUUCUUUAUAAAAUGUGUAAAUUCUUCAAACUGUAUAAAGGAGGAGUGUUCUUGCAUGCAGAUAAUCAUAACUUUGAGUUUGCCUCUGUAGAUUACUAAAGCAAAUCGUUUUAUUUUUUUAAAUGCCCUUUGACGUUUGAGAACAUAAAGGAACUCUAAUUUGAUUUGGCUGAUGGGAACAUCGGCUAUAAUCAGCAAUCUUCAGAAGCACUUUCGAUGGCUUGGUCGCUUGGGUGGUAAAGGGACGGCCUGCUUUUGGGUUUCAAACGCAGCACAUCCCAGCAUCUUGGUUAAUUCUGUUUAGAAUAGAAUCAUAUCGAUGAGAUCAUAAUUCAUGGUUCAGUUUCAGGAGAAAAAAAUUCAUUGUACAUUAACCAUUUAGAGAUCAUUUAAAUAACAAAAUAUUGUAUUGUAAAAGACAUGUAGAAUUUUAAAACAAUAAAGAUUUGAACCUAUAAAUGUGUGUGCCUUUUAAAGGAGGAUGCAUUUUUAAUAUAUUUGAGUGAUUGCUGGAAAGUGUGAAAUUUGUCUGUAUCAUAUGAAAAGACAAACCUGUUUAUUAUAAAAAUGUGCUUUAACUAUAUACUAUGUAACAGGGUGAACAGUAUUAUGUAGACUAGAAUUGUGUAAACUAGAUCUUUAGACAAGUUGCCACUGAGCAAAGGUGUUUAAAUGAGUUGGUUAAGAUUGUUGCAGAUUUGUUGCUAGAGAACAAUAAAAUGAUUCUUUUUCAAAAAUACUUAAUUUCUUCUUAAAAAUAAGUUAAAUAUUUUUUUAAAUAUGUGUAUCUAAUAGUACAGAAAAUGGAACAACCACCAAUAGUGUAUAGAAAACUGAAUUUGACAACGUAUUAAUAAAUGAAGCAAUGAUUUGA
Sorex araneus (European shrew) is the source of this 6422-nucleotide messenger RNA. It is a transcript of the gene RB1CC1, whose product is annotated as RB1 inducible coiled-coil 1. The coding region runs from base 370 to 5121 and encodes 1583 amino acids. The transcript is spliced from 24 exons. Gene Ontology annotation, biological process: autophagosome assembly; glycophagy; reticulophagy. Gene Ontology annotation, cellular component: Atg1/ULK1 kinase complex; extrinsic component of membrane; phagophore assembly site membrane. Lineage: Eukaryota; Metazoa; Chordata; Mammalia; Eulipotyphla; Soricidae. The record is from RefSeq and is a predicted model, not a curated record. Gene Ontology annotation, molecular function: protein kinase binding; molecular adaptor activity.